UGUCCCACUUUGACCCACACCCAUUUUAAUCACUUUUCUUCCCGUGGGAAACCGAGCGGUUUGCGAAGAAAACAAGAAAAACGCUCCGCACACACAGAAAAACGAGGUACCCAACCCGAAAAACCGGCACCGGAAGCUGGAAUUAAUCGGCGAUCGAGGUGCUUAGGAUUCGAAGUGGUCGUCGAUAGCUUCGAGGACCGACAAUGGCGGUUGAGGACGCUCAGUUGAUGGGGCUGCGAAUAUCGCCGUCGGACUCUAACGGAAGCUCUAUUCCGACACCCACGCCGGGAAAGGAGCAGCAAGCCGCCGGCGUCGGGAUUCUUCUGCAGAUCAUGAUGCUUGUCCUCUCCUUCGUCCUCGGCCACGUUCUCCGCCGUCACAAAUUCUAUUAUCUUCCAGAGGCCAGUGCUUCCCUUUUGAUAGGUUUAAUUGUUGGUGGACUUGCUAACAUCUCAAAUACUGAAAAUAGCAUCAGAUCAUGGUUCAAUUUUCACGAGGAGUUUUUCUUCCUGUUUCUCUUACCUCCAAUCAUAUUUCAGUCAGGAUUCAGUCUUCCACCUAAACCUUUCUUCUCAAAUUUUGGAGCCAUUGUCACAUUUGCCAUCCUAGGAACUUUUAUAGCCUCAAUUGUUACUGGCGUUUUAGUUUACCUUGGUGGUCUGGUGUUCCUCAUGUAUAAGCUUCCGUUUGUGGAGUGUCUAAUGUUUGGUGCUCUUAUAUCAGCGACUGAUCCGGUCACUGUUUUGUCUAUAUUUCAGGAACUCGGCACGGAUAUGAACCUAUAUGCCUUGGUUUUUGGGGAAUCCGUCUUGAAUGAUGCUAUGGCAAUUUCAUUGUACAGGACAAUGUCAAUGGUAAAAAGUCAUUUAUCAUCAGGAGAAAACUUCUUCAUGGUGAUUGUCAGGUUUCUUGAGACCUUCGUUGGAUCGAUGUCUGCAGGUGUUGGCGUUGCAUUUAUUUCUGCUUUGCUUUUUAAGUAUGCAGGGUUAGACAUUGACAACCUGCAGAACUUGGAGUGUUGUCUAUUUGUUCUUUUUCCAUAUUUCUCGUACAUGCUUGCAGAAGGUCUUAGCCUCUCUGGUAUUGUGUCAAUAUUGUUCACAGGAAUUGUCAUGAAGCAUUACUCGUACUCAAACUUGUCGGAAAAUUCUCAACGAUUUGUCUCUGCCUUUUUUCAUUUGAUAUCAUCACUCGCAGAGACAUUUGUUUUUAUAUACAUGGGCUUCGAUAUCGCCAUGGAACAGCAUAGCUGGUCACAUGUUGGAUUCAUCUUUUUCUCAAUUAUAUUUAUCAUAGUUGCAAGGGCAGCAAAUGUCUUCUCAUGUGCAUACUUGGUCAAUUUGGUUAGACCGGCACAUAGACAAAUACCUUUAAAACAUCAGAAAGCCCUUUGGUACAGUGGACUCCGAGGGGCUAUGGCUUUUGCCCUUGCUCUGCAAUCAGUUCACGAUCUUCCAGAAGGACAUGGCCAAACCAUAUUCACUGCAACCACUGCCAUAGUUGUUUUGACGGUGUUAUUGAUUGGAGGCUCAACAGGCACCAUGCUUGAAGCUUUGCAAGUUGUAGGUGAUGGCCAUGAUGGUCCAUUACCAUUAGGUGAUAAUUUUGAAGGGAACAAUGGGUAUCUCGCUCCAUCUACCCAGAAUUAUGAAGGGAACCAUGGGUAUCAUGCUCCUCCUUACGAUGAGGAACCAUCCUCAGGGAGCAGGAUAAAGAUGAAACUUAAGGAGUUCCACAAGAGCACGACAUCGUUUUCAGCAUUGGACCGCAACUACCUUACACCAUUCUUUACGAGUCAAAAUGGAGAUGACGUAGAUGGCGAUGAUGAGCCAGUGCCAAUGCCUAGUUCUAGAAGGAGUUACCGCGGUUAGGCCUAAUAUAUGUAGGUGAUAUUUCGUAGAACAACAUAUAUGAUCAAAGAUGGAGCCCGCUUGUAUAUAACUUACAAACUUGUUGCUCAAGUAUAGCUGCAAAGGUGAACUUACAGUGCACAAUUGUCGUCAGCAUUUAGGAAAUACAGUUGCCUAAUUGUGGACGUUUGACAUCCAGAGACAUUUUACCCACAGCAUAUACAUAGACAGUGUAUUUUCACAAUUGGGGCAUUUAGUUGCCAAAUUCUCCCAUCAAAUUGAUUGACUCACCACUAAUCUAUCGUAUAGCAUCUGUAAAUACCAAAUCUAGAUAUUUUUGAAAUUAUUGCUCACAUGUUGCGUUCACCACAUUUUAAAUAUCUGGUGGUGUCACUUUAUUAUCUUUUCUUUCUUUUAUCUUUUUCCUUGGAGGGAGACAUGACAAGUCUACUAUGCUGCUGUUGGGUUAUUGUUGACUUUUUUCUUUCUUUCCUUUUUUUUUUUCUUUUUGUCACAAGAAGUUUAUGGCUCACAUGAAGCCUCAAAUAUAGACCUAAGAAAGUGGCUAAUGUAUCAUUAUCACGGCGGAGCACUUAACCAA
Morus notabilis is the source of this 2451-nucleotide messenger RNA. RefSeq names its product sodium/hydrogen exchanger 6. The coding region runs from base 204 to 1871 and encodes 555 amino acids. Gene Ontology annotation, biological process: sodium ion transport; proton transmembrane transport; regulation of pH. Gene Ontology annotation, molecular function: sodium:proton antiporter activity. Gene Ontology annotation, cellular component: endosome; membrane. The record is from RefSeq and is a predicted model, not a curated record. Lineage: Eukaryota; Viridiplantae; Streptophyta; Magnoliopsida; Rosales; Moraceae. The transcript has 22 exons.